Pseudomassariella vexata is the source of this 2234-nucleotide messenger RNA. Its product is annotated as Metallo-dependent phosphatase-like protein. The coding region runs from base 212 to 1858 and encodes 548 amino acids. Gene Ontology annotation, cellular component: cytoplasm. The transcript has 4 exons. Gene Ontology annotation, molecular function: phosphoprotein phosphatase activity. The record is from RefSeq and is a predicted model, not a curated record. Lineage: Eukaryota; Fungi; Ascomycota; Sordariomycetes; Amphisphaeriales; Pseudomassariaceae.
GCCUCCUUUCCAUCAACAGGCAUUUCGCUGCACAGCUCCAGACACCAUUAAAAGACCUAAGAACCUGUCCUAUACCAGGGCGAAAAUGCUUCAGGGCACGUUAUAUAGGACUACGCCUCCGGUACUAUUUGGCUCGAUUGUGCUAGCUCAGUGCUAAGAUUGUAGCUGUUUGGGUCGUUUGAGAAAUCGACCCAAUAUCGCGCCUUGAAUCAUGACGCGACGAAUCAUUCGCACCAUCAGCCAGCUUACUGCCGCCUCCAUCUUCACAUUCUUCCUCGUCUUUUUCCUCGAUCGCAAUUUCCGAGUCAUCCCCAAUGCGAUCCACGAGUACAUGCCCCAGCACCAUCCGGGGCUCGUCAUAACGGACAUCGCCAUCACGCAAUGCUCCAAAUUGAACCCGCUUUCAUCCUGCAAGCUGAACUCGGAACUAUGGCAUCGCAUCGAGAAAGACCUCUAUCUUGGCAAGGGAUGGGUUUCCAAAGCAUAUGUCCACGUGCGAAGGAUGAAGGAGGAGGAGCUUACUGCCAAAGACAAAGUGGUUAUGGAUCUUCGGGUUAGUCGCUUGGAUCCGUCAACAAGUGCAAAGGGCGAGGCCGAUGAGAAAUGGGAGUUUCGCACGUUGGGCUUGUGGGUGUUGCGCUCGUCCAAGGUCCACGCAAGCGAUUCCGAGAAGGCAAUCACAGCGGUUGAUAUCUUGUUUGGCCAUGAUGCCGUGGACGCAAGAGAGGGAUGGCACAUGACCAGCUCCCCGAUAUUCCUGGAGCCCAAUUCGGACAUCCCAGCACCGUACAUCACCGUCCGAAGAGGUAGCCAGGUGGAGACCACCAAGCCUCAACCCAGGGUCAAGGACAAUGGCAAGUUCAAGAUUAUGCAGCUGGCAGAUCUGCACUUGAGCACUGGGGUGGGUCAUUGUCGCGACGCGGUCCCUGACGAAUACCAUGGGGGCAAGUGCGAGGCAGACCCGAGGACAUUGGAUUUCAUCAUCAAGCUAUUGGAAGAGGAGAAGCCGGACCUGGUCGUACUCAGUGGAGACCAAGUCAAUGGAGGCACUGCACCAGAUGCGCAGACAGCCAUUUUCAAGUACGCGGAUAUACUAAAUAAGCGCAAGAUCCCCUAUGUUGAAAUAUUCGGAAAUCACGACGACGAGAAAUCCUUGCCAAGAGCUUCUCAGAUGUCGCUGCUUGAAUCACUACCUUAUUCACUUUCCAAAGCUGGUCCUGAUGAUAUCGAUGGCGUGGGUAACUACUACAUCGAGGUACUAGCGCGUGGGAAGUCGACCCAUCCUGCCCUCACCAUCUACCUGCUGGAUUCGCACUCGUAUUCCCCCGAUGAGAGGCAAUGGCAGGGCUACGACUGGAUCAAGAAGAACCAGAUCGACUGGUUCAAGCAAACCUCGUCCAGUCUGAAGAAGAAGAAUAAGCAGUAUACUCACAUCCACAUGGACCUCGCCUUUAUCCACAUCCCGCUGCCAGAGUACACGAAUACGGAGUCCUAUUACUUCGGUGAAUGGAGAGAAGGCGUUACAGCUCCUGGGUAUAAUUCGGGAUUCCGCGACGCUCUGGUUGAACAGGGCGUCGUGAUGGUGAGCUGUGGACAUGACCACGCCAACGAAUACUGUAUGCUUUCCACUGAUGAAGACGAUCGGCCUAAGCUUUGGAUGUGCUACGGCGGUGGCGCCGGAUUCGGUGGCUACGGCGGAUACGGCGAUUACAUCCGACGCGUGCGAUUCUUUGACUUCGACAUGAACGAAGGACGCAUUACGACAUAUAAGCGACUUGAGUAUGGAGAGACGGAAAAGCGCAUCGAUGAACAAAUCAUUGUUGACAGUGGCAAAGCCCUUGCACCGACGACAGAAUGAGGCAAGUUUACAAGAUAAGAAUUUGGGAAGAAAGUGGAUUUGAUCAAAGUAGUGCAUCUCAUCAGAGCUGCCUAACGGAUGUCGAGACGACGGACAUUGCUUUAUCGAAGCUGUUCAGCUUGUUUGAAUACGCGAUAUCAUCACCUCUCGACGAUAUCACAUAUGCCAAAAGGGAAUCGCCUAUAGGAGUCUUGCAUCAACGAAAAUAGGAUUAGGCGUUUAGGACACUGAUUGAAUAUGCUCAAUAGAAGUCGACAGGGGAGUGGACAUGGCACAACGGAACUGCAUUGAAGGAUGUGAAUGGCUGCAUAGUGUAUAUAAAAAUGACGUCAGUUUCUCGUCCAGAUCUUCGGACACAAGAGAUGUUCUCCAUGAC